This is a messenger RNA of Ochotona curzoniae (black-lipped pika), 2080 nucleotides long. RefSeq names its product neutrophil cytosolic factor 1 (gene NCF1). Gene Ontology annotation, cellular component: NADPH oxidase complex; cytoplasm. The coding region runs from base 101 to 1318 and encodes 405 amino acids. Gene Ontology annotation, molecular function: protein binding; superoxide-generating NADPH oxidase activator activity; phosphatidylinositol binding. The record is from RefSeq and is a predicted model, not a curated record. NCBI's taxonomy places the organism in Eukaryota, Metazoa, Chordata, Mammalia, Lagomorpha, Ochotonidae. The transcript has 11 exons. Gene Ontology annotation, biological process: superoxide anion generation; respiratory burst.
CCACCAAGACCGGGUCGGAGGCGACUUCCUCUUUGCAGCUUACUUAAGGCUUCUACAGGGCGCGGCGCACCCCGGAGACAGAGCUGCGCGGCUGACAGCCAUGGGGGACAUCUUCAUCCGCCACAUAGCCCUACUGGGCUUCGAGAAGCGCUUUGUGCCCAGCCAGCACUACGUGUACAUGUUCCUGGUCAAGUGGCAGGACCUCUCGGAGAAGGUCGUUUACCGGCGAUUCACGGAGAUCUACGAGUUCCACAAGACGUUAAAAGAAAUGUUCCCCAUUGAGGCAGGAGAGAUUAACUCAGGUGACAGGAUUAUCCCACACCUCCCAGCUCCCAGGUGGUUUGAUGGGCGGCAGCGAGUAGCCGAGAGCCGCCAGGGCACGCUCACCGAGUACUGCAGCGCACUCAUGGGGCUGCCCACCAAGAUCUCGCGCUGUCCCCACCUGCUGGACUUCUUCAAGGUGCGCCCGGAAGACCUGCAGCUCCCUACUGACAGUCAGGCAAAGAAGCCGGAGACAUACUUGAUGCCCAAAGAUGGCAAGAGCCACAUGGCAGACAUCACGGGCCCCAUCAUCCUGCAGACCUACCGCGCCAUCGCCAACUAUGAGAAGAGAUCGGCCUCGGAGAUGGCGCUGGCCACGGGCGACGUGGUGGACAUCGUGGAGAAGAACGAAAGUGGCUGGUGGUUCUGCCAAAUGAAGACCAAGCGUGGCUGGGUCCCCGCAUCCUUCUUGGAGCCCCUGGACAGCCCUGAUGAGGCAGAGGACCCCGAGCCCAACUAUGCAGGUGAACCCUACGUCACUAUCAAAGCCUACACUGCUGCUGAGGAGGACGAGAUGACCCUGGCCCAGGGUGAAACCAUUGAGGUCAUUCAUAAGCUCCUGGACGGCUGGUGGGUGGUCAGGAAAGAUGACACCACCGGCUACUUUCCGUCCAUGUUCCUGCAGAAGACGGGGCAGGAGCUGACCCAGGCCCAGCGCCACAUCAAAGGCCGAGGGGCGCCACCCCGCAGGUCGUCCAUCCGCAACGCGCACAGCAUCCACCAACGCUCUCGGAAUCGCCUCAGCCAGGACACCUACCGCCGCAACAGCGUGCGCUUCCUGCAGCAGCGCCGCCGUCCCCUGCGGCCGGGCCAGCCCGGCGCCAGCAGCCAGCAGCGUGAGCCUCGGCGGGGCGGGGCCGGAGUGGACAUGGGGCGGGAGGCGCCCCAGCCGCAGGGUGCGAAGCCGCAGCCCGCGGUGCCCCCGCGCCCCAGCGCCGACCUCAUCCUGCACCGCUGCAGCGAGAGCACCAAGCGCAAGCUGGCGUCGACCGUGUGAGGCCGAGUGGCGCCGUUCCUGUGUAUAGUGUACAUAGCCUGAGGUCCGGAUGCCACGGGGAGAGCUCCCCACCGCCGCCCACUCGACAGGGCCACCUCCUCCAGGAAGCUGGCUGGAAUGGGACAGGGUCUCCGGGGAGACGGAGGUGGGCUGGGCUCUGCCCGCGGGGUAUUUCUAGAAUGAGGACAGAGGUCUGUGGACUUGCCUGGAAGGAAGUUGCAAAUUCUUUGAGGCGCCUGCUGCCCAGCCAGUCUUGAUCAACAGCAAGUUUUGCAAGGGCAGGAGGAACUAUAGUUCCUCUCCUCCCCACACCCCAUCACCCUGACUGCUUAUCUCGACGGAGGCCACUGCACAAACUCUGGUCCUGAAGCUGGGUGCAGGAGGAGGACUCGUGACAGAUGGGCCUCGGGGGCAGGGUGGGGCAUGCACACCCAUCUUUGUAUAAGAAGGGUCGUGGUGCGGUCCUGUGAUGACUCCCAGAGGCGCCCCCACUCCAGGCGAGAGGCUGUGGCUCAAAGCCCACAUCCUUUACAGCUUUUCCCUAUUCUGCUGCUAGCCCCAGGAGGAGCCUGUCUGUAAACACAGGAGUUCCCCGGGUGCAAAGAGGGGCUGAGCGUCUUGUUUCGAGUGACUGCUCAGGAAGACGGUAGCCAGGGGCUGUGUGAGGAUGGACAAGGCUGGUUUUCCAAUGGCCAGCGAACAAACAGGUGCUUCUCAAGAAAAGAGUCCGGCCCCAGAAGAAUUGAGUGAGAUUGGGGUUGA